Molecule: messenger RNA, 8685 nt
Organism: Ornithodoros turicata
Lineage: Eukaryota; Metazoa; Arthropoda; Arachnida; Ixodida; Argasidae
Gene: rsh
Exons: 19
Coding region: 178-3168 (996 amino acids)
Biological process (GO): activation of GTPase activity; regulation of small GTPase mediated signal transduction
Cellular component (GO): cytoplasm
Molecular function (GO): GTPase activator activity; protein binding
Source: RefSeq, a predicted model, not a curated record
GUAAACACAUGCAACAGGCGUCCGGGCUCGAGCACCGCUUUGGCGUAACAGUGAAGGUGGUGGUGGCGCUUGAGGCGGUGAUGGAGUGCCGGUGAGGCGGGGGGCCGGAGACAUGUGGGACGACAGUGCAGAGGUGGCUGCAGCAGGCGAGGCCUCGUCCUGGUGUGGCCGCCGGUGAUGUCUUCCGUGUGCUUCGUGUGCCAGCUGCCCAUCCUCAGUCACCAGACAUGGGGCACCUGGCCCCGGCCCCCCGAAGACACAGAUUCACUACUCGGAUCAGAGUCGGACGAGGAAGACGCCACAGACGACUCCGCUCCCAGGAAACCACGGGUGCCCAAGACCUACCAGCAGCAACAGCUUCAGCGACGCCGCAGCAGUCUCGCGGCAGCUGCAGCCGCCGCCGCAGCGCUAGCAGCUGCUGCGGCUGCUGCUGCCAGCGAGGGUAUCGAGCCCAACUUCGAGCGGGGCGACACUUUCCACGAGGACUGCCUGGUGUGCGACACGUGCGGCCUACGUCUGGCUGGCUCCAGCUGGGAAGGCGCCCAUCGCUUCCAGAACCGCAUCUACUGUGGCCUUCACUAUGCCGAUGUAACGGGGUUGUCCAGCGGAGAAGAGUUCUUGGCCAAACUACGAGAGUACAAGCGGCAGUCCCUCGGGUGUGCAGAAGCGCGACGCAAAAGCUCCACCACACUUACUUUCCCGGUGCCCGUACAGUCUUGCCCGGGCCAGCAGUGCGAACGUUAUCCGCACAGUAUCAAAGCCGCCCCAGGCUACUGGAUCGAAUGUUCGGGGCCCGGCAAAGUGGAGGAAGGUGAUGAGAUGCCCGUAGCGCUAGAACUGGUGUCCCGAGAUGAGGACACCUACGAGCGCUACUUUUACGGCACCGAACACUGGAACUAUUUCACCAACGACGAGGCGUUGGGGCCAGUCAUCAUGAGCCUAAAGCAAGAGAACAUCAACAGCAGAGACCAGUUCCGGGUAAUGCUUCGAACGGUUACGUACACUCUACACGGGUUAAUUCCGGCGUCUUGCGUGUGCGCCAACCGUUACGACCGGGAGGCCAUCGUGCGCUGCUUGGGUGACGAGGCCGGUCUCAAGCCUGCGCUUACCCUCGGGCAGCUCCCAUCCACGCCCGACGAGCUGCUCAAGCUGGACCAGGUGUUCGUGAAGUCUGAGCUGAAAGUGGGUGUAGUUUAUGUGAAGGAAGGCCAGAGCACCGAAGAGCAAAUCCUCAACAACCGGACCCACAGCGCCUUAUUCGAGGAGUUCCUCGACACCCUCGGGGACCGAGUCCGCCUUAAAGGUUUCGACAAGUACAAAGGAGGCCUCGAUACCGUCCACGAUCUGACCGGCACAGAGUCCGUGUAUACUGCCUGGAAGAAUAUAGAGAUUAUGUUUCACGUGUCUACUAUGCUGCCUCACGAAGAACACGACUCACAAAAGCUCCAAAAGAAGCGUCAUAUUGGAAACGACAUCGUGUGCGUCGUGUUCUUGGAGGCGGACAACACGCCCUUUUCGCCGGCCUGCAUCAAGUCCCAUUUCCUGCAUGCCUUCAUCGUGGUCCGGGCCUCCCCAAGACCCGCUUCCGUCAAUGCGACCAAGCCCCACAACAACACCGUCUAUGAGGUGUCCGUAGUAUCAAGAGACGAAGUCGGCGCCUACAAGCCUUAUUUGUGGCACAAAUCCACCUUCAUUAAGGGUCCCGCAUUCCGAGAGUGGCUGCUCACCAAGAUUGUCAACGGCGAAAGGACCAGUUACUCAGCACCAAAGUUCGCAAGGAUGCAAGACCGUACGCGUAGCCAAAUGCUCGAAGACAUGGUGCAGAACCUCCAGAACCACGCGGAGACGGGUCAAAUACCAAAGCCUUACCGCAGGGGUUCGUGGCGUCCCAUCGGCCAUAUGAGACCAUCCUCUCCACUGCUUGACUCCGUGAGGGACCCCUUUGAGGGAUACGAUCAACUCACCAGGGAUUUCUCCAAGAUGUUUCAGGGCACCAGGCAGCUCUGUGACGUGGUCUUCAACGUCGGCCAGAGUAGAGACAAGUCUAAAGUUUUCGCCGUACGGGCAAUAUUGGGUGUGAGAAGCAGAGUAUUUCUUGAGAUGUUGUACGGCUUCAGCACGGGAUUCGGACCCUGCACGAGCGGCGACCCUGCCAGCAAAGUUGUCAGUCCUUCGGGGCACAAAUCCAGCAAUUUUCUUCAGGUGCCUGAUAUGCACGAAGCUCCCCGCAACAAGAGUGCUCCGUCCAGCCCCAUGGUAUUGCGCGCCUUCUCGCGCUUGGGCCACUGGACUGGCUGGACGUCUCGCAGCAGCAGUAAGGACCCUUAUUUUCCUGAUAUCGGGGGCCUCAAGCGCUGGCAGAGUGAGUGCAAUUGCAAAGAAAAGGAAAAGGAGAAGAACGCCGUCAUGGCGGGGACCACAGUCACAUUGAGUGUCUGUGCUGACGCACACAAGGUGGACAGGGCCAAGCUCUCUCAGCAGGAGUUCAAUAUUAUCGAGUUCGACAGCGACACGUUCCAGCUGCUGGUAGAUUACCUGCACUGUGGCUCGUGCCCGUUGACUUGUGACACAAUCCCGGGCUUAAUCUGCGCCGCCGAGCACUACGACUUGCCGGAGCUGCUGCAGGCCUGCUUCCAUCACGCCAAGCAGCAUCUGCGCCUGUCCGUCGUCUGUUCCAUGCUCAACGCCCUGGAGAACUACUACUGGCGCUACACGUCAGCCUCCGAGUUGGUCAACAUGAUCCUGCAGUUUGUCGACACCAGAGCAGUCCCCCUGUUUGCUCGGGCAGAGUUUCUAGACCUGUCUGAGUCCAUGUUCCAGGCCAUUAUCGGCCGAGAGCUCAACAUACCGGAGGUACACAAGUUCCAAGUCAUGCUGCAGUGGGCCAAGCAUCGCGUGCGUUCCAUGGAUCGCCCUGAUCCACGGGAGUUGCAGUGUACGAUGAAUCGCUUGACACGAGACUUGAAGCUGCAUAUGAUUCCUCCUCAAGAGUUGAUAAAAGUGGUGUUGCCGACGAAGACAAUCAGCCAUGAAGAAAUACUGGAGACGCUGCUUUAUCAGGCGGACACAGGCAUGUUCUGUGUGCAGCAGUCCUACCUGGAGGCAGUUGAUGUGAAGAACAACCGGUACUUGCUUAGCCACAAACUGAUGACCAGGUACAGGAGGUAGGACGAGCAAGCUACCACAGGUUCUAAGGCUAUGCAACAACGCGUCGGUCCAGCUUACGAGACGCUCCCUCGGUUUCCCUUCUAGAUAGUCGACAUUUUCUUGUGGUAUCCACUUCGUUGUCCCGUUAAGUUGCUGCAGUGUUGUUAUAGAGAGUCUGUGAAUCACUAACAACCCUAUGUGCUGCAUAGUGCGACGUGUAAGAGUACACUGACUGUAUUUCAUUCUUUUGUAAGGCAGAGGUAUUCCGCACGACGAUGUGAAGUCAAACAUAAUGGAACGCCACAUUUGAGAACUACAGGGUGGCUCACAGUUAUGGGGGAAGAGGUUGUUCCGCACAGAUGUGAUCAAUUCCGAAAACGAGAAGAUGGAUACGACAUUCAUAUUUGUGUGCUGGACAUGGUAUCAGUUUUGUGUUCAACAGUUCUGAAAAUAAGCCAGGACAGCUGACACACAAAAGACGCCAAUGAAAUCUCUUAGCGUUCGGUUGAGCCUUAAUUUGGAACCCUUCACUGGGAGACAUUGGCGUUUCCUGUCAGGCUUCAUCAUCGCUGUGUUCAAUGUCCUGCUGAUUAGCAUUUCAGCAUUCCGAAUGCGGUCACGUUUUGUCACUCUAGAAGGAAGUAAACUGAGGGAUAAAGCAGCUUGAAACUCUUGGGGCGUCAGAGCUUCGGUCUGUCAUUAAGCCUUCUGCAUGCAGCAGCAGUGACGGUGCGCAAUGCGCAUGCAGUAUUUAUCACACUGCCGUUGGGGAGCCCGUACACAUUCAGUAUGUCGGAUGUCCUCUUCCAUGGGACAUCGUAGGUCCUACAGAUAGGUUCAAGACAACUCCGACAGCGCUGAGCUGGUUAGCAUUCUCGAUCAGAUAAGCAACCGAGACAACACUCAUUAGCACAGCUGUACUUUAACAACUACUUUAUGGCAAGGAAUCUGAAACAUUUCACUUCACAUUGGUGGCAGGGACGGUUCAUAGUAAUUAAAACCGUGAUUGAACUCACUCCGGUCGGAAUUGUGUUGAGGCAGUUUUCUUGCCUUCCUGGUGAAGUUGCUUUGUACUUCGGUGUUCCAGUCUCGUUUCGUCCACUUAAGUGCUUUGAAUUUCUUUGGAUAAACCAGUUGCUAGCAAACGCAGAUUCCAUGUUGGUCUAUAGGUGUAGGCCUAGGUUGCCUUUGCGUGCCAAACCUGGAUGUCCCGUCCCUACAGGUCGUUGCUGAACCGGUGUUCUAAAGGCCUUCAGCGGCGUUUUUUUUUUCGUGAUUCAGAGCCUAAUGACAGAAAUAUUAUCAACUAGAAUCAACCCAUCAUUUCCAAAUUGCAUGUCAAUUAAUCACAAGGUUAGUAGGUACUUUGGUGUAACACCAUGGUGCUCCGUCACUGCUGCCUGUCUGCUGUUGAGGCUCUCUCUUCAUGCACAUUUGACUUUGGAACGUUACUCUCACCUCUAGAGCGGCCUCACUGGCAACAUGCAAGAAAGGGGAUCUUUUCCGAUGUACAAAUAAGAUUUUUGCAUUAUUUUUAUGAACCAUCAGAUGUUUUCUGUGAAAACUCAAUGUGAAGAACUGAAACACACAAAAAAAAUCAUGGUGUUGUGACAGCAUGCCACAUUUCUGUCUGUGUGUACAUAGGACGUCGAGAAAAACAAGGAGGUGGAUUUUCAGGGGUUUUUUUUGUUGUUGCGAUGUACUGUACUCAAUAGCUCUCACUAUCACGGUUGCAUAACCUGCCAGCAAUGCCUUCGUAAGGAAAGUAGUGAUGACGUACGUGCUUGCAGUUUACAUGCUCUCCACAAAAAGGCUUAAAUGUGAGACCGCAGUUUCGGUUUCUAUUCGGGUUUUCGGGAAUUCAGAUACGGCCACCCGAAUUGAAUGUAUUACAGCGCCAUCGAAGCAACUUCCUAUUGCAACGUUCGGCAGUACUCCAGAGAGUCGAUACAUAUACUUCUACGUCCCAGAGCUCAACCGGAGCCUGAUGGUCAAAAGGGAAGCCGAAACCGCAUCGAAUCCGCAAAAAAAUUAGGUUCAACUGUCCAUGCUAAACCAUGCAACAACAACCACUUUACUUCAUGAUGAUGACUGAGGUGUUUCACCGCCAGGGGCGAUACUCAAACCAUGCAGGCUAGGGUGCCUGAAGUAGCUCCCUCUGUGUGCACAAAGGGAGCUAGCAUUCAUGCACCCUAAUGCAGGCGUGUACGGUAUGUCGCAAAUGAUAUGAUGGUGCCAAAUGCGACAGUAGCCGACAUCAUCAUCAUCAAGUUCAACAAGGAUUUCAUAAGGAAGGUCACCUUUGCUCAACGGUUGCAGGAAACUGCUACGAAUUUUGUCACGAAACUUAUUGGCCGUAAGAAUAAAAAGUAGUUAAAGCUGCUUGAGCGCACAAGUGCGUGAUAGUUAGAAGACCAAAUGGCCAAAAAUUAACAAUAUCUACAGCCGACAGCCUCUUGCCAGCCUUCCUUAUUCCUAGUGCGCUCAACAUACGAUAAUGCCAGAAAGCCCAACCGUUAACAUCUAGCACCAUUAAGUCAGAAAAGUAAAAGAAAAUGUACUCUCGCAAGAAGCGACUCAUAUAAGCCCUUCACAAAAGGGUGACUGGAUACAAACUGAGUUAGUUUAUUCUAGAAAACCCAGUAAUAAAACUCUGUUGUGCUGUUGUUUCGUAGCUUCGGUUAGGAUGUUGGAGAUUGCAACUGGAAAUGUUAAUUGAGAUGAUACUUCAUAAGUGGAAAUGUCCUAAUGCAUACUAGUAGGAAGGAGUGUGCGUAAUUGGCCUUCAAAAGCAAAUUGUGUUUUCUUUUUCUUUUGUAUAUUUUACCGUACUAAAAGCCUAAACUGGCAACCAAACCUUAAGAAGACAAAAGCUACACGGAACUGAAUUCAGUUCCGGUCGUAAGGGUUAGUUUUUGAAGCAAUUAACUUCUUAGAACGUGAAAUACAACCGCACAAUUCCUAGAAAAAUGUGGGGAUAGUGGCAUGCUGUCAUACUUGCGUGUGCCGUCUUCACUGGGCUCGCAUCCUAUUUGGGCACAUUUUCGUCACGGCGACCGUGCACAGUGUUGUGUCGUGUGCCUCGAGCUGAGAAGGUUCGAAAACGUUGCUGUCCCACCAAAUGUGCCUCUCACACGUUGUUGUGCCUUUGUAACGCACUGGUACACUUGCAAUUGUACGCUGUGUACUGUCCUCGUCAGGUGUGCGUCAGUGCUCCUCUUGUUUUUCACACUAGAUGGCGGGAGCACGUUACUAGCUGUUGCUGUGUGCGUCUAAGAUGUACAAUUAUCGAGGUUUUAUGUCCUUCAAGAGGAACUGUGAACAGUCUAUUAAGAUUAACUCCGUUAUCUGCUUGUUAGUCACAACGUUUGUGUUCGCUGAUACGUAUUUUCUUACCCUCGCUGCGUUAUUAGGCGGUUUUAGGGCAAGGUACUUAAGCACUUUGAGUCCCCAAAGAAACGCAGAAUGGAUCCCUGCGUAUUGCUCAAAGCACUGCUUGGGUUCUGGGCAUGCGCUGUGACCAUCCCUUGUGCGUUUGGGCCUUUGGGGCCCCAAGGCGCGUGGCCACCUUAUUCGAACACUCACUGUUGUUAGUAGUAUAGGUACCAGAAGCAUUGCAAAGAAGCACGAAGACAACGCCCGAAACGCAUGGCACGUUUUGUCAGCGUAAAAACUUCGCGUGCACACCGUGGCCUUGCACGCGCGGUUAAGAAACGACCGCGAGACGACCACCGGAAACGCAUGCGAUGCGUACUGAGCGAGUGACGCGCUCCAAUGUUGCCAUAUUCGUUGACGUCAAGUGUUUGAUGGAUGUGCCUAUGCUGCAGUUUUCUACGGUUUCUGCAUUCAUUCGUUCCAGACAUCGUUGAAAUGUAGAAGUAAAUUUAGUAUGGUGGAGAUUGUUUCAAAAAUUUGUGUGAGCAACUCUUACGCAACUUUGUCUGCCGCGCGGUGGCCAUCGCCCUCUUCACUCCUCGGAAGGUGCGCCAGGACGCGCGAAUGCCUGUAGUCGACAGGCUCCGGCGUACACUUUCCGUGCGCAUUGGAAAACUGCUUUUUCCGUGGUCACGCGCACGUCCUGAAAUCGUCGGACAAACGCUCCAUGUGUUUCGGCCUUAAUGGUGCCGUUUGGAAAAGUCUUCGAGUAUGCAGAAAAAUAUCUAAAGUGUUUUUUGUCAAUACUCAAGAUUCUUUUAAUAGAUAGCGCUAAUGGAAAACAAAUAUUACAAUUUAUAUUAGCUUUACGAUUAUUGAAAUGGUUGUGUUUUUCAAUGUAAUAUUCACAGGAACACAAUUCAGAAAUAUAUCAUGCAUGAUUGUUAUUAUCCCAUACUAUAAUACUGACAGCAUUGUGUCCCUAAGGGGUUAUCUUGGUAUGUUUUACUUGCCUUGAGAUCGGAGUUAGCUGUUACGCAGUCCAUAUAAAAUUUCAUGCAACAGAAUGUUGCUGUUUUCUUAUGAACAAGAAAAUCCGAUCAAGUCUACGCAUGCGUUUUCCCUUUUUUACGAUGACGUAACUAUGAGAACUUUUGUGGACGUCACAGAAGUGCGCGGCCCAAUUCAGAACGACAGAGGAUUGCUCCUAAAUCUGCUAAACGUAAUCACCCAACUGUAGAUUAUAAUCCUGAAUUGUUAGAAAUUGGCCUUAAAUUUUAUUGAACUCUUUUUUCCACAGUGACCCUGAGGGUCACACGUCAUGCGACAGCGUUUUUUCCGUCUUGAUUUGUGUCCCGAGAAGAGUCUGGUUAAAACCUUAUGAUGUUCUAGUGUCUACAUUUAUGCGAGUUUCGACAAACGAAAUGUUUUAUUUCCCACUUCUGCGCCAAUCCACAGUCAAGAACUCGCCCAUGGUAUAGAAGGCUGCCAAGAAUACUUAAACUAGGAAGCCAUGUUAAGCACUCCAACAAGCUGACCUUUGGUUCUAAUUUGACAACACUGUUCCUCACGAUUUUUAUCUCAUCAAAAGCUCCAGAAGAACUCGUUCGUGUGAAAACGUUGAAAAAUCAUGUUGCUAAUUCCGAAACGCACUCCUGAUGCGAGCAGUUUCGGUUACGAUUCAUUUGCAUAGCAAAAAUCACAUUUGUUCAAAAAACGGUCGUGCUCAUUUCAGGAUUUUGAAAAAUUAGAAUGGCUUUCAAUGAUUGUUCCCAUUCUGCUGUCUUACUUUUACCGAAAAUCCCCUACGUAAAGGGUUAAUUAAGUAAUUUUAGGUAAUCAGUCAUUCAUCCGGCAGUUAGAUAUGCUCUUCGAGAGAAUGCAGGCCUGGCCGUGUAACCCACCUGCAAAAAAGGUAUCGAUGCUGCUCUCAUAGCCUUUUUUAUAAGAACUCUGUAAUAAGCACAAAAUACCCUGUAUUAUACUAUUUGAAAGUCUACCAUGUACGUUGAGACUUCUACUGUCUGUACGACUGGUUAGUGUUACUGAAAAACACCAAUGAUGUUAACAUUGCUGUCUGUUAGCAGUGUUCUGCGUUAUCUGUUCGUGUAUAUGUGCAACAAAAAUCGGUGAGGAGUAUUAAACGAUGAGGAGUUUACUCCA